Mangifera indica (mango) is the source of this 1299-nucleotide messenger RNA. Its product is annotated as fasciclin-like arabinogalactan protein 12. The coding region runs from base 83 to 967 and encodes 294 amino acids. The transcript has a single exon. The record is from RefSeq and is a predicted model, not a curated record. NCBI's taxonomy places the organism in Eukaryota, Viridiplantae, Streptophyta, Magnoliopsida, Sapindales, Anacardiaceae.
UUUCGCAAGUCUAGUCUUGCAUUGGAACAUUUUCAUUGUUUUCUUAAAAAUAGCUAGCUACAACUCUCGAAAUACUACAAAGAUGGUGAUGAAACAAACUUUCUUCUCCUUUUUACUUCUCUUUCUCUUCCAUUGCACCACAUCAGUAGCCCAGGCGCCAAUCCCAGCUCCAUUACCUCCUCCAACUCCUCCCACCCCAACCGCAUCUCCUCCGGCUCCUCCUCUCCCUACCAAAUCACCUCCAGCUGCCCCUACCAAAUCACCUCCAGCUCCACUGGUGCCCGCUGCUGCUCCAAGCCCAUCUGGCCCCACCAAUGUCACCAAAAUCCUUGAAAAGGCCAAGGGAUUUUCCCUCUUUAUUCGUCUCUUAAAAUCCACCUCAGUGGCUGAUCAGAUUGAGAAACAGCUCAAUGACUCAAACAAUGGCGUCACCAUUUUUGCACCAACUGAUGGUGCGUUUUCUAGUCUUAGUUCAGGCGUUCUCAAUUCCUUGAACGAUGAACAGAAGGAGGAAUUAAUCCAAUUUCACGUACUCUCUUCAUACAUCCCUUUAUCACAGUUUCAAACUGUGAGUAACCCACUGAGAACAAAUGCAGGAGACACAAGUAAAUACUCCUUUCCACUAAAUGUGACCGCUUAUCCCAAUUCAGUGAAUAUCUCAACAGGUCUUACACACACUAGUUUGUCUGGUACUGUUUACAGCGAUGGGCAGCUUGCUAUUUAUCAAUUAGACAAAGUGCUUCUUCCCAUGAACAUUUUUGGGGCCAAGCCUCCAUCCCCGGCACCUUCACCAACAAAACGUAAGAAGGAGAACAAUGAUAGCACAACUGAUGAUACCACUGCUGCAGAUAGUUCAACUGAUGAUAACGUGAAUGCCUCGGGAGCAAUGAGUCUCACGAUCAUGACCAUACAAACUACGGUGCUUUCCGGGUUUGCCAUGAUUUUAGCAAUAGUACUUUCUUUAUGAAGAACAUAAAGAAAUGCGUGUGAUAAGUUAUGAUGAGGGUCGAGGUUACUUUGAUCUAGUAGUCGUCAAUGAUUUUGCAGAGUCGGAGUGAAGGGUGGUGACGGAAAAUAAAUCGACAUGGCGAGAGCUUUCAAUUAAUUCUCCAUUUCGAUCAGUCCUUUUGGCUUUUGUUUGAUAUUGAUUGCUUCUUUAUGUUUGAAUUUGAAGAUUUUUUUUUAAUUAUUUUUAUAUUUUCUUUUUCAACCAUGUAACAUCUGAAAAUGUACAAUAAUGUGAGUCAAUUUUUUUUCUCGUUUAAAUGCAUGUAUCUUAGUAAUAAAAGGUGUUUUAAU